This is a messenger RNA of Lactuca virosa, 2697 nucleotides long. The record is from the annotation of a GenBank genome assembly. Lineage: Eukaryota; Viridiplantae; Streptophyta; Magnoliopsida; Asterales; Asteraceae.
CGGUCCAAUAAACACAAAGAUCGAUUCUGUUGGUGAUUGUAACUUUCAGAGAAUGAAAUCCCUCCAUUGCCAUAUCAGCACCUUCAUCUUCAUAUUCUUUCUGUUCUACCCUAUUCUCUCUCUAGCUAUUGACACCAUCACACCCACACAACCUCUCACCACCAAUCAAACUCUAGUCUCUAAUGGUGAAGUUUUCGAGUUGGGUUUCUUCAAUACAAGCAAUUAUUUGUAUAUAGGCAUUUGGUACAAGCAAAUUGAGCUGAGAACAAUUUUAUGGGUAGCUAAUAGAGACACCCCCAUUACUUCAUCGUCCGGGAGCCUAACCAUCGUCAACAACAGCAACUUGGUGCUUGUAAAUCAAAUGGGAGCUGUCGUCUGGUCCUCAAAUCAAUCUACGCAGGUGGUGAACACGGUGGCGCAGCUUUUAGACAACGGUAACUUUGUGCUUCGUCCAGAAAACGAUGAGAAUCCGGAGAAUUACAUUUGGCAAAGCUUCGAUUAUCCGACUGAUACUCUACUACCGGAGAUGAAACUGGGAUGGGAUAGGAAAUCCGGAAUCAAUCGGGUUUUGCAAUCAUGGAAGACAAACAACGAUCCGAAGACCGGUGAUUAUACUUUUAAAGUGAAUAUCAUUGGAUUCCCGGAGCUUUUAACAGUGAAGAAUGAAACAAUAAUUUGGCGAACUGGGCCAUGGAACGGGAUGAGAUUUAGUGGUGUACCAGCGAUGAAAGGGGUGAGUAUGAUGCAGUUUGAACUUGAGGAGAAUUCCGACGAGAUUAGUUAUUCAUUUGAAAUGCUGGAUAGUUCUGUUUAUUCGCGAUUGGUUAUAAAUUCUUCUGGUAUUAAUCAAAGAUUCGUCUGUGCUAAAUCAACAAAUACCUGGAGUGUGUUCUGGUCUUUCCCCGAUGAUUUAUGCGAUCAGUUUGGUGAAUGUGGUUCGUUCGGCAUUUGUGAUGCAAGCACUGCACCGAUCUGCAAUUGUACGACUGGAUUCCGGCCGAAAAACCAGCAAGCAUGGGAUCUACGAGAUGGGUUGGAUGGGUGUGUUCGGAGCUCAGACUUGGAUUGCGGAUCGGAUGGAUUUCUGUCAAUGAAUAAUAUGAAAUUGCCAGAGAGUUCGAACGUGUUUGUAGAUCAGACGAUGAAUUUGAGCGAGUGUGGUGCGAUUUGCAAGAAGAAUUGCUCCUGUGCUGCUUAUGCUAGUAUGAAUAUCACUGAAGGCGGGUCGGGUUGUGUAUUUUGGGUAGGGGAUCUUAUGGAUAUGAGGCAGUAUGCUGAUUCUGAAAAUGGAGGGCAAGAUCUUUACGUUAGAGUUGCAGCUUCUGAUUUACUUCAAUCAAUGGGCGUCGGAAGUUCCAAAAAUGGCUCCGGCAAUGGCAACCACGUUGGCAAAAUUGUCGGCAUCACUGCCAGUACUUGUGUGGUGCUCACAUUUCUACUUAUUCUCGUCUACUUGAAGAAGAAGAAAACAAGAAAUUUGAAAAAGUCAAUUAAUAGAAGAGGUCCGCAAGAAAGAACCGAAGACUUCUUGGUAAAUGAUGGGGCAAUUGUACCAAGUAGAAGAGAUUAUUACAGUAAAACGUCAAUGGAUGAACUUGAAUUACCCUUGUUCGAUUUUACGACACUUACUACCGCAACAAACAACUUCUCGGAUACAAAUAAACUUGGGCAAGGAGGGUUCGGGUGUGUUUACAAGGGUACAUUAACAGAAGGUGAAGUUGUAGCUGUAAAAAGGCUCUCAAGAAUUUGUGAGCAAGGGAUAGAGGAACUUAAAAAUGAGGUCCGAUUAAUUGCAAAACUCCAACAUCGAAACCUAGUUCGGGUAUUAGGUUGUUCUAUUGAGGUUAAAGAGAAGUUGUUGAUUUAUGAGUACAUGGACAACAAAAGUCUUGAUAUGUUUCUUUUUGACAAAGAGAAAAAUAUGAUACUCAGUUGGAAAAUCCGACUCGAUAUUAUACGUGGGAUUGCACGCGGGCUUCUUUAUCUUCAUCAAGAUUCAAGAUUUAAAAUCAUUCAUCGAGAUAUGAAAGCAAAAACAAAGAUAGUGGUUGGAACGUAUGGUUAUAUGUCACCUGAAUAUGCGAUGGAUGGUCACUUCUCCACAAAAUCCGAUGUUUUUAGUUUCGGGGUUUUGAUCUUGGAGAUAGUGAGCGGUAAAAGAAACAGAGGCUCGUCCAACACAAAUAGCCAACUUAACCUUCUUGGACAAGCAUGGAAGUUAUGGAACGAAGACAACUCUUUAGAACUACUAGACGAAUCUAUCACGGCCAAAUUUUCAGAAAAUGAAGUAUUAAGGUGCAUACAAAUUGGACUAUUAUGUGUUCAAGAACAAUCAGAAGAUAGGCCUGGUAUGGCAAAGGUGGUGUUGUUAUUGAGCAGUGAAACAGUACGGAUGCCUCGACCAAAACAUCCCGGAUUCUUUAUUAGAAAAUUAAACAACGAAAGCGAGUCUUCGAGAAAAUAUGAUGAUUUAGUGUCCAUAAAUGGAAUCACAAUAUCAAUACUAGAUGGUAGAUAGCGAAACUAUGAUAGUUACCAUCUAGCAUCAAUUAUCUAUCAUAUUUUCCUUUCUUCUUUGGUCCUUAAUUUAUUUUACGAUCCGAAAUUUCAUCGUGUAUCGUCUUAUUAGAAUGUUUUCAUUAGCUUCAUGGCUUGUUGUGAACUUCUUACUUAACGAAUAAUCUGAAUUUUACGAAC